Canis lupus familiaris (dog) is the source of this 536-nucleotide messenger RNA. It is a transcript of the gene MLN, whose product is annotated as motilin. The record is from RefSeq and is marked provisional. Gene Ontology annotation, cellular component: extracellular region. Gene Ontology annotation, molecular function: motilin receptor binding; hormone activity. Lineage: Eukaryota; Metazoa; Chordata; Mammalia; Carnivora; Canidae.
CACCUCCGCCAGCCCUGCUCCGACGUGCUGCUCCCUAGGAUGGUGUCCCGAAAGGCCGUGGCUGCUCUGCUGGUGGUGCACGUGGCUGCCAUGCUGGCCUCCCAGACAGAAGCCUUCGUUCCCAUCUUCACCCACAGUGAGCUCCAGAAGAUUCGGGAAAAGGAGCGCAACAAAGGGCAAAAGAAGUCCUUGAUCUUACAGAAGAAGUCUGAGGAAGUGGGGCCUCUGGACUCUGUGGAGCCCACAGAGGAAGAAGAAAACCAAGUUAUCAAGUUGACUGCUCCUGUGGAAAUUGGAAUGAAGAUGAACUCCAGGCAGCUGGAAAAGUACUGGGCCGCCCUGGAAGAGCUGCUGAGUGAGGUGCUGCUGACCCCCCAGAACGACAAGUGACAACCUGCUUCUCCAGCGGCAGAAAAGGUGGAUGACACCAGGAGCCUGCUUCCCAUCCGAGGCAGGCCCCAAAAUCUGCAUGCCCGACAGCCAGGCUCCGAAGGAAAAUAUUCUCUCCCAAGCAAGCCCCCCUCCAGCAAAUAAAG